CAUCUGAAGAAGCUAAGUUCAUCCGUGGCUUUUACCAGUUUUUUGGAGAAAAAACACUUUAAUUAUUAUACUUUUAUAUUCGUGUUAUUCAUUUUUUGAAUACGUCCACUUUGUUUUCUUUCUCAUAUUUGGAACUAAAUGGGAAGGUAAAGCAUGUAGGAACCUGUGCUUGUGUAUAGGCUAUAGUAAGAAGGACGAGCACCGUUUCGAAGUAACAUGAUAACGGUUUGAUCUAACCUUUGGGCAUUAGGAACUUUUUAAGAGCGCGUGCCUCUUACAAACUGUAAUCCUUUAACAAUGAUCAAUGGAUAAGCUGUGAUAGGCUACAUAAGAGCACUCAUGUGCUACAAACUUUACAAAAAGUAGGUCACUGCGUUUAUGAUCCGGUUGUUUACUUGCUGUUUUUUAAGUCAUCAUGCAGAAAGAAAAUUUGUUCAAAGUUCUGGUCAUCGGAGAUCUCGGAGUUGGAAAAACGUCAAUAAUCAAGCGAUACGUUCAUCAGGUAUUUUCUCAACAUUAUCGCGCGACUAUUGGAGUGGAUUUUGCUCUUAAAGUCCUUCACUGGGAUAAACAGACGGUAGUCCGGCUGCAGUUAUGGGACAUAGCAGGACAGGAGCGCUAUGGGAACAUGACAAGGGUUUACUAUCGGGAGGCCGUGGGAGCCCUCAUAGUAUUUGACGUGACCAGAGCCUCCACGUUUGAUGCGGUGCAGAAAUGGAAAGACGACCUGGACAUAAAGGUCACUCUCAGCAAUGGCAAACCUGUCCCAGCUGUGCUUCUAGCCAACAAGUCUGACCAAUCACGUGAGGGGCUGCGUUCCCAGAUUCCAAAGCUUGACACAUUCUGCAAAGAGAAUGGAUUUGUGGGCUGGUUUGAGACCUCUGCAAAGGAGAACACAAACAUCGAGGCGGCAGCUAAAUGUCUGGUGGAUCACAUUUUAACCCAUGAGGAGAGCAUCAGCAGCAACACAGACCCAGAUGUGGUGGCCCUCCCCGGGUACAACAACAACACCAAAGAACGGGUCCGAGGCAGAUGCACGGCCUGUUCCAAAUUCUGAAUAGGAGGAUGAAAGUCAGUGAGAAAGAUCUGAAAAUAUAUAGCAGUUUGUUAUAGAUUUAAGAGGACUCAGCCAUUUAACGGUACCCAAAACAAUGAGAUUCAUCUUCAAGAGACAAGAAAUGCAACAAAAUGGCGGGGACUGUGAAAAAAGGAUUGUGCUGAUUAUAUAUAGCGUGAAAUCUCACAUAAUUAGACAGUGUUGGUGGCGCUUCGAUUUGAACGCUUUGACUCAUCAGUGUUCUGUUUACAGGUGAAUGCUCUAUGAUUUUAGCCAGGUACUAAUUUAGUCUAGGUCAAAUAUGCAUUUAUUCUUGUUUUGUGUGUGGACACUUUGUAACCAUGUGAUAUUUAUU
Molecule: messenger RNA, 1412 nt
Organism: Rhinichthys klamathensis goyatoka
Lineage: Eukaryota; Metazoa; Chordata; Actinopteri; Cypriniformes; Leuciscidae
Gene: rab38c
Product: RAB38c, member of RAS oncogene family
Exons: 3
Coding region: 416-1057 (213 amino acids)
Biological process (GO): phagosome-lysosome fusion; endosome to lysosome transport
Cellular component (GO): lysosome; Golgi apparatus; trans-Golgi network
Molecular function (GO): GTPase activity; GTP binding
Source: RefSeq, a predicted model, not a curated record